AUGGUUCCGCGUCCCCGACUCAUAGCUAUCAAGCCUAGGUAUAGACGCCCACAACACAAAUGGUCUCAAGAAGAGAGGUUACUUUUGUGCUGUGCCAGAAGAUUCUUUGAUUUGAUGUACAGGGACAUUGCUAAGAUAUUUAACCAUAUCUACGCCACUAACAUCCGCGCCGAAGGAUUUCCUAAUGGGUUGCCUGCGAAAACGAUAAAUACGCAAUGGGAAGAUAUGCGACGACGAGAUCAUAAAGAUUGGCGCGCAGUUCACUCUGAUGUGAGCUUUAACCAAGGUCCCUCAUUGUUCCAUCAUCUCAUGGAAAAGAUCCGACAUGCUUGUCGAGUUUUGCAUAUUGGUCUUGUGGCAAGAGCACGGGACCUCGUUCAGACUCCUCAAGGACGCCCAAUACUUCCACAAUCCCGUACCACGCAGCAGUCACCAGGUACCACCAGGCAAUAUAUGACACUAGGAGCUCCAGCGAACAACACCGUCCUACACAGCCCCGUCAUUGAUCAAGAGACUCUCAUUGAUCCAGGCCGACCCGAGACUUCGACACAACCCAGCCAAACAUCGCGAAUUCCCCCGACAAUUUCAAGAAUCAGAUCUUUCAAGAUGAAUGGCCGAUCCGAAGAACCUAUUCGACCUAGUCAAGUUCCACAUGUAUUGUGGCGUUUCUCUAAUGACCAGUCGAUGGGUAUAAACCAUCGCUCUGGCUAUAUCGCAAACGCAUUUAUCAAUGACAUCGGGGAUAUCCCAACUCCUAAUGAAAGAGCUGAGGAGUUCCCAACAUGGCUAGAGAUUCAUGUUAGGCCACGACGUAUCCCCUCGCCAUUCAUCUCCACUUCAACCGACCCCCUGGUGGCGGUCCAUCGUGCGCUUAGCCGAGACCAAAAUGCCUUUGUCUCUAUCAUUGACUCAACCCAAAUCAAAUCCCAGAACAUCUUUUAUAUGAAGGAUUUGAUGAAGCAAUACGACAUCUACACUCCCGGCUACCGGGGAGCCAGGGAAUAUGUUGUCUGGGGAUCUAUCUGUCGAUCUGCGAUCGUCACAUCGAUCAGAGCCGACGAAUUUAUUCAAAUCGCAAACACCCAUCCCGAUAUUAGAGCUGCUUUGCAAUUGGACGUCAUCUCUGCUUCAAAAAACUGCAAAAGCCAACUUCAUAAUCGAUUAGCCGAGCGGACGUUUGAAAGUGACUUCAUAGUUGGACGGACGAUUGGCAAGUUUCUACGUAUCAUUCGUUUACAAUCUGAUUACCUAGGGGAUGUUGCAGUCUCUUUGAAUAACUCUUGGUCAUUUACACUUUCAGAUGAUACAGCGGAGUUUCUGCUAGGCGUGAAUCAAGGAUUUCAGAUCACUAUGGCGCCGUCAACACCUGUUCAUGUACCCCAAAUCACGUUUCAUAGCCAGGAGACUAUCAUCCAGAGCCAGGAUGAAAGUACCUCUGAAAACAUUACUCAGCAAGUUGGUCAACAUGCUGACAUGGAAGAUUACGUUAUAGUCAAUCAUCCACAACAAGAGGACAUUGCCGAUGCACAAGCAACAGAAAUUCGACAGUCCAUAGAAAGAUUGAGUUUUCAAGAGGACGCCGAAGCCUUUUCUGACUAUCAGACCGGCUCCGUCGUCCGGUCAUCACCUGCGAUUGAAACCACGACGGCAACGCGCAUAAUAUCAUUUUUCAAUCCAGACUCUGAGUCACGGGUUGGGAUGCCUGAGACUCAACGCCUUACUACUCCUGGAGUUGUAGAGUCGAUUGAAGAUGUCUUGCCCGCCUCGGAUCAAGGAGAUACUGGAGAAGAUGUCGAUGUGAAGGUCGAAGCUGUUAUGCAGCUACCAUCACUGUCUCAGAUGCCCAGUCCCCAGCCGGAUACUAGAUCUCAGGAACCUGCUGUUUUUCAACCUUCCACGAACCCUACUAGAAACCAUACUCGAAGCUACAGUGAAAGUAGUGAUUCGACCAUUGGCGCACAAACACCAGCAACAAACCAUCGCUUUUUGAAGGAACAUUCACACGGCAAUCAUGUGCUAAAUUACGACUGGCCCACUUUCUGGGAUCAGUUACACAAUGUCGCGCAUCAGUAG
Talaromyces marneffei is the source of this 2073-nucleotide messenger RNA. RefSeq lists its product as uncharacterized. The transcript has a single exon. NCBI's taxonomy places the organism in Eukaryota, Fungi, Ascomycota, Eurotiomycetes, Eurotiales, Trichocomaceae. The record is from RefSeq and is a predicted model, not a curated record. The coding region runs from base 1 to 2073 and encodes 690 amino acids.